AAAAACAACACCAAAAGAGAAGUUCUGAGAGGCGCCGGGCGGCCGUUUGUUGUGUUUUGGUAGACUUCACGUAAUAAAUCCUGGUCCGAUCAUUAAAUCCUGGUCCUCUUCCCCGAUUCGAAGAAGAUAUUCAUGGUAGUGGUCCUGCAUGCAGCUUAGUGCUGCCGCGGCAAGCAGAUUCCUUACUUCAAAAGAAGCAACACGAUCAACAUGGAAUUGCACCGCAGAAGCUGGGAGAACCAAGUUGCAACCUCGCACACCGAUGUGGCCUAGUACUAAGUUUGCUGGUACCAAGCGCAAGCGGAGCCUCCGAGGUGAAGUUAGAGUAGAGAAUUAGGAGGAGCAGUACUACUAGUGCAACAAUAUCUACUAGUACUGGGGAGUAUUAUCCGAUACCUCCACUACUAGCACGUAUCUAGAGGAACAAGCCUAGUUGUUGAAGUACAGCAUUUUGUAGUAGAACAAGAGCUUGUGCUUCUACUAGAAUAACAAGGAGCAGCCGAGUUACGAGAUGGAGUGUUUGAAAAACUGCUGUAAGCGUUGCAUGAGGUGCAGAGAUCCUAAUGCCUUUUUUGAGGACGAAGACGGAAGUGGACUCGAAGACGACAACUAUACAGGAGUUUAAGACGACAAAUAAUAAAUAUAGAGGAGUUCAAUUAUGGUCAGCUUUUUUCCAUCAUUCUUGGCAUCUUGGUCCCCUUUUGCCUUGUAUUCUCGUGAAAUACAAGGUAAAAGGGGCCAAGAUGAGGGGGCCGAGAUGCAGUCUAGCAGACUCUAAUUCAAGACCCUUUUUUUAUAUCUUCAUGCUCUCUACCUUUCUCCUUUCCUAGUUAGGUUGGCUCCACCACUACUAUAAAUAGGAGUUUAAGAUGCGAAAACUAUACAGGAGUUUAAGACGAGAGUAGCAAACCAGAAGCCUGCGAGUCAUUCCGUAUCAGGAUCAACGGGAACAGUCGCGAGACCACUAACAACCCAACAAGAGGCUAGACUGGUGGGUAGAAGUCGCCCGUGAUAUCUUAGGCAGCCUGCCGAGUAGAUUCACAUCAUCAAGACGCAUCAUCUAAUCCAAUGCUCUGCGUCCAGAAGAUUUUGACGUUUCAGUCGACGUCCUCGAUAAGGAGGAUGACAGGAUUAUCAGAAGGAGAUCAAAGUCUGUACUAAAUUUUCUUCAGGGAGAACAUUACCAUCUCCAUCUGCUUCACAAGAACUAUAGUAGGGUUAGUUCUAGUUGUUUUCGUUCAUUGUAUUCGCCUGGAAAAAGUUUGUUAUUCUUGUUCUCUUUGCAGUACUUGAUUUGGUUUUCUGUUCACUAGUACUUCUUUACCACGUGGUCGUGACAUCAACAACUGUUGAACAAUAUUUCUAUUUCACAGCUACAAGACGAGGAGGAGAGAGCCCCGCCAGCUGCUGGCGAAUCCGACGACGAAGUAGACGAUAUCGAUAUCGAUAGCGAGCAUUACAAUGUUGGCGGGGAGAGUGAUUAUGGCUAGUUGAAGAGUACUUCUUUGCGACUGCUGGAUAUUCGAUAGUGCAACAGUAGACUCUUGUUGCGAGCAGAAUGAGUAAUCAGUGAAAUGUACUUGGAUUUUUGAAAUGUCCUCUGCGACCACUACAUAGAUACACGACAUAAUCUUGUAGCUUCUGAAGCUUUAUGCACUUUCCCUGCUAUUUCUGUGUCUCGUCUGAAGAAGGUGUAGGAUCUUCUGGAUCUAUCUUCAGGCGACCAGAAGUCGUUGUCAGGAGAACAUCAAAGAAGGUACAGGGUGACUGAAAGGCCUCUAGAACGUUAGAAUGACGUAAAACGAGGUUCCAUGACAUGACAUGGACCUGCAUGUAUUGUUUCUAUCUGUUUGUAUUUAUAAAGUCUACGCACAUUCUUGUGGCGCCUCUAGGUGUAGCGGGUGCCUACGUACGCUUCUUCAGACACUCACUCUAACUUUCUCGUGAUGCCGGUGCCGCGAUCGGUCAAAAUUUAUGGAACUGAUGCUACUACUAGCAGAGUUCUUUGAGUUUCGAUGUUUUUAACUACGUCAUACGUAGUUUCCUGUCUCGUCUAAGGACAAGCGGAACUAGUCGACAAGAUUACUACAUCAGUGUUUAGGGUUUACUACCUCUACUAGGGUUUAGGGUUUGCUGCAACAAUGCCAGGUUGUUUUGGGUUUAGGGUUUGGGUUUAGGGUUUUGGAUCUGCAUAACUAGUCGACACGCAGACGUCUAAGUGGAACUAGUCGACAAGAUUACGGAUCGGCGAUGCCGAAAGGAGGGGAUUUAGCUAUGGCAGACUGGUUAGAUCAUUGAUAUAAUGAUGAGCGUUUUGUUUCUUUGUUUCCUUUCAAUUUUGACUCUUAGGAGGUCUUCGUCUGUUCUCGCUUACUUGUAGUACUUGGAUCUCUCUGUCUUUACUAUCGCUUCUUCUUCUGCAGUUCCUCUAGAUGAAUUCAUGCCUAUAAUUGCCCGGCACUUGCUUUCUCUUUCUCACGCAUACCACCAGUUAAUAUUAAUUUUGAUUUUAUUUAAGUUGACCAUGAUUAGUGAGUGAGUGAAUUUAGCAGGUAUACAACUUCUACUAGUUCUAGUACUACAACGAACUAGGACGAGGUUGUACAUAGAAAGUAUGUAGCUCUUGAAGUGCCUGGCUCUCGAUUUAGCAUCGUCCAGUAAUCAAAUGCUCCAGGCGUGUAGAUACUAGACAGUAUGAGUAUGAUACCAAAAAAAAAUCUUGAGACAUGAGGUAGCGUGACUAUGACAUGACAUGAAAGUCUAAUUCUUAGCAAGGCCAAGGGAUUAAUUCUGCCAUCGCAUCUCCACAACACUCUUCAGAUGAGGAGAAAAGUCACCAUAGCCGACUGCAGGGAGCUCGUCUGAAAAUGCAAAAUGCCGCAAGACUCGCAGGUGGUCUCGAAGGCCUAGCACAGAAAGGCAAAAAAUGAAGAUGAGUCAUUCUUCCUUGUUCUAAAGAACAAC
Messenger RNA from Amoebophrya sp. A25, 2964 nucleotides. The record is from the annotation of a GenBank genome assembly. Lineage: Eukaryota; Dinophyceae; Syndiniales; Amoebophryaceae.